UAUGAUCAGGACUGAGCGCUCUAGCCUCUGUGAUAUCUGAAUCAGUUUCUUCUAUUACUGUGGCAAUGGAUAAUUCCUUUGAUGUUAUUGUGCUUGGCACCGGUCUGACCGAGUCUAUUACUGCUGCUGCUCUCUCCAAAGCUGGCUUCAAAGUUGCACAUAUUGACCCCAAUUCAUAUUAUGGUGCAGACGAAGCAUCCCUCUCAUUAGAUGAACUUGUGCGAUGGAUUGAUCACCGUAAAGAGGACAAUCAUUCCGUGUCUCAUUAUGGUGAAGUCCCACCUCAUGCCAGACAGUACUCAGUCUCAUUGGCUCCUUCGGUCAUUCCAUCUAUCGGCCCUUUCAUUUCGUCCCUCAUCGCGUCUGGCGUUUCUCGCUACGGAUCUUUCAAGCUCCUUGGUCGCGUUGUCAUUUAUGACGGUGGUAUAUUGAAAGAUGUGCCUCAGAGCAAGGAUGAUAUCUUUCAGAGCAAGGUGAUGAGUCUCUUAGAGAAGAGGAGGGUCACGCGUUUCCUUUUGUUUGCUGCUGGGAAAUUCGAGAAUAGCAAGGAGCUGCAUGGCCAAGAAAAUCUGCCCUUGCUUGAUUUCUUGCAUAGGAUUUUUUCGCUCAGUGAGGCAACUGCUCGAGCCGUCGCCUAUGCCCUGGGAUAUUGCUGGUUUAUUUCAGAAACGACUCUUCCCGCUCUGCAUCGUAUUCGCGCUUACCUGAAGGCAUCUGGUCGGUAUGGGCCGUCCUCAUUUCUCGUUGGCUACUAUGGUAGCUCGGGUGAAAUCGCGCAAGGCUUUUGUCGCGCAGCUGCUGUGGGGGGAGGUGUUUAUAUUCUAGGACGAUCUAUUACAAGUAUCUCGUCUGUCGAUACCAUCGAGCCAGAAUACCCCGUUUUGACACCCGAUCUGCCUAGGUUCGCUAUUGAAGUUCACGACUUUCCAGACCUUCUUCACUGUCGAUGCCUGAUAUCAUCGACUUCACUUCUACCAGGACACCUUCGCACUCUAGCAGAUGUCAUCCGUCCAAGUUUAUCACCAUGCGGCUCCCCGCAGCCAUUUGCGAUGGCGCGAUGUAUCGCCAUCGUCGAUGGACCAAUUACUUUGUCAUUGGAGACUGAGGAUUCGGGAACGUCAGAUGCAUCGGAUUCUUCGCUUAUUGUCUUUCCGCCGGGGUCAUUGAACGGGGGAUCAGCUAUUUCUGCUGUGCAUGUUAUGACAGCGGGUCCAGGUACGAUGUCAGCCCCUUCUGGGAAAGGCAUCCUGUACAUUUCAAUGCCUCUUCCCACCAAUUCCGUUCAUUCGGCUGAGAUCCUUUUACGCCCUUACCUAACGGCUGUUCUCUUAUUGUUUCGAUCUGAGCAACAGCAGCAGCAAACAUUGAUUUGUUCUACAUUCUAUAUGCAGGAACUUGUUUCGUGUACAACAAGCACCUCAGAUCCAUUGGUAGGGCUCCUGGCUGUACCUUCAUUAAGCCCACAUACAACACAGGGGGUAGAUGAAGCUGCAAUAGUUGCUGAGGCUACCUUCAGAAAGGCAACAUCUUUUCUUAAUGGAGAAACAAAAGAUAUUGAAGGAUGUGAGCACCAUGUGUUUUGGCCUGUGUUAGCUGAGAUGGAGGAAGAAGAAGGCAAUGUUAUGCAGUGGUAGAACAAAUGAUACAAGGGAACUGUUUGCUUAUGGACAGAAAUUCAAUACUAGUACCAUUGUUUUGUUUUACACUACUUGUCAUAUACUGGUUGUAUCUUUUCUACUGUCAGGGCAUAGUGUUAAUACAUCUUAUGUGGACUACUAUCCAUAAGUCCUCAUACAUUUUCUUUUGUUAUAGUCCACUGUCAAUGAAAAAUGAAGGAUCUACACUACAAAACUGGAAGGAGG
Molecule: messenger RNA, 1862 nt
Organism: Suillus bovinus
Lineage: Eukaryota; Fungi; Basidiomycota; Agaricomycetes; Boletales; Suillaceae
Product: FAD/NAD-P-binding domain-containing protein
Exons: 3
Coding region: 66-1634 (522 amino acids)
Biological process (GO): vesicle-mediated transport; small GTPase-mediated signal transduction; protein geranylgeranylation
Cellular component (GO): nucleus; cytoplasm; Rab-protein geranylgeranyltransferase complex
Molecular function (GO): GDP-dissociation inhibitor activity
Source: RefSeq, a predicted model, not a curated record